Messenger RNA from Zygotorulaspora mrakii, 2040 nucleotides. It is a transcript of the gene COY1, whose product is annotated as CCAAT displacement transcription factor COY1. NCBI's taxonomy places the organism in Eukaryota, Fungi, Ascomycota, Saccharomycetes, Saccharomycetales, Saccharomycetaceae. Gene Ontology annotation, biological process: intra-Golgi vesicle-mediated transport. Gene Ontology annotation, cellular component: Golgi membrane. The record is from RefSeq and is a predicted model, not a curated record. Bases 1 to 2040 code for a protein of 679 amino acids. The transcript has a single exon.
AUGGAUCCGGCUGUAUACCAGCAUGCAUAUGAUCUGUGGUCAAAAGUUGACCUAACGGUGUUACAGAAACAACUCGAUAAAGAUGUUAUCGAAAUAAAGGAGAAGGAAACUCUAUCUCUAGAGUCAAGGAAACUCUUGGCGUCUGAAACGAAGAAGUUCAAAAAACUAGAUAUUGAUGAGAAGUUAUCACAGAUCAAUAAAAUUAUCAAGCAAUAUCAGCAAGAGGUUGAUAGUUUGACAAAACGAUCCAAGAACAGUGAGGUUAUACUACUGGAUGUGUAUGCAAAGAUUGCCGAAGCCCCUGAUCCUAAGUCACUAUUGCGAGACUCUGCUGUGAAAUUGAGCAAGGUUGAUGAUACCAAGGUAUUGCAGGAACGAAUAGAUACUUUAGAAGACAAGCUAGCCAAAUAUGCAGAUUAUGAUACUUUAAAAUCCAGGUUACUAGACCUUGAGCAAAAAUCGGCAGAAACGCUGGUUAAAAGAGUGUCUGCAAAAGAGCAAGAAUUGAAUAAAACCUGGGAAGAAAAGCAGAGAAAUUGGAACGGAAGGGAAGAUGAACUUGUAAAGCAAAUUGAAAUUUUGCGUAGCAGUAAUGAAGCAUUGGAGAAAAAGUUGUCUAAUGGUGCACCUAUGGCUGGAAAUAUUGAAACUGCGACGGCAAAGUUCACCAAUUCCUCUGAAUAUAAUAUUCUAGCUCAAGAACUUGAAGCGUCGCAGACCCGGAUUUUUCAACUGGAGAAGCGCAACGAAGAACUGAGUGGUUCGCUAGCCAGAGCUACUAGCGAGGUGGAACAGGAAUUGCAAUUGCAGGCUAAGGAUUCCAAAAUAAUGAAAUUAGAGAGUGAAAAUGCUUUACUCAUUGCAUCAUCCGAUCGGAAUCGUAAAAUGCAUUCAAAGGAGAGCACUGAGAUAGAGAGCCAAUUAAAAUCUUUGAGGGCUGAAACGGAUUCAUACAAGUCAGAAAUAACCACAUUAAGAAUGAAACUAGCUAAUUUCUCAGAUUACAAUCAAUUAAAACAAGAUUUAUCGGCACUGAAGAGGAUCGAGUUUGGUGCUGAGGAUGACGAGGAGGAUGGCAGCCAAAACCAUAACGGAAAUGAGCAAUUGGCAGGAAAUGGCCAAAUUAAAAUGGAGGCAAGUUUAGUUUCAGCAAAUAAAAGACUGCAAAGAAAUCUAGCAGAAUUACGUGGCAAAUAUGCUGAGAACGAGGAGGAAGAUAGAAAACUGAAAACUGAAUUAAUGGCAUUGAAGGAGAAGGUGAAUCAAUUGGAAUCUUCGAAUAAAAAACUUGAGAUGGAUCUCGAUAAGAUCGAAGAGGUGGAUCUUAAAUUUAAUGAUACAGCAAGUAUGAUGUCAGGCGUCACACGUCAGAUGAAUAAUAGAGGUGGUAAGUUGUCACCCACUAGCUCAAUUAUAGGUAUACCUGAGGAGAUGGAGGGCCCUUCGAUCAUGGGUAACAACACAAUUUUACCAAUCAUUACGAAGCAAAGAGAUAGAUUACGCCAGAGAAAUAGUGAACUGGAAAGAGAAAUGAAGCGUUAUGGCAUUGAUAAAAAAAAGAUAAUGAAUGAACUGACGAAGCUGAAAAAUGACAAUAAUGGCCUCUACGAACGUAUACGUUACUUAUCGAGAAACAGCAAUAAUAAUAGUAAAAAUAAUAAAAAUAAUCUGAGUAAUAGUGACAGUAAUGGCAGUAGUCAUGCCAAUAUCAACAACAACGGUAAUAAUGAUUUGAUUUCCCGUUUGGAUGCGGAAUCUCAAUAUUCACAAGUCUAUGAGGAUUCAUUGAACCCAUUAGCCAAAUUCAAAGAAAAUGAGAUCGAAUACUACAGGAAGAACAGACUAUCGAUAUGGGAAAAAUUAUUUUCCAGUUUUGCUAAAAUAGUUUUAUCAAACAAGGUGACCAGGAUGCUGUUUUUAUUUUAUUGCGUUGGUCUACACUGUUUAAUAUUCAUGAUGUCCAUGUACGUGAUAAAUUUAAGUGGUUACAUGACACCAGAAGUUGGUAUUAAGCAAUCAAGUAACGCAAAUUUGAGAUGA